Leptidea sinapis is the source of this 1446-nucleotide messenger RNA. RefSeq names its product polyglutamylase complex subunit TTLL1-like. Lineage: Eukaryota; Metazoa; Arthropoda; Insecta; Lepidoptera; Pieridae. Gene Ontology annotation, cellular component: cilium. The record is from RefSeq and is a predicted model, not a curated record. The coding region runs from base 76 to 1380 and encodes 434 amino acids. The transcript has a single exon. Gene Ontology annotation, molecular function: tubulin binding; tubulin-glutamic acid ligase activity. Gene Ontology annotation, biological process: protein polyglutamylation; microtubule cytoskeleton organization.
UUUGAUCGAUAUUCUAAAUCAACAACCCAACCUUACGACAAUAUAAGAAGCACGUUCAAUAUUUUAACGUAAAAAAUGAAUUCUGAUACAAAGAAACUUACAUCAAAUCAAUAUGGAAGAGUGAAUAUUCAACAGCUGGAGCGAUGUCGAGUGAAUUUCUGUACAGACAUGGAAAAAUCUGUCCUAAUGAGUAACUUCGAAAGACGCGGAUGGAAUCAAGUAGGACCAGAUGAUGAAUGGUUCUUAUAUUGGGCGUCAACACAAACUUGUAGAAACCUCUUCAGUGUUGAAAGUGGAUACAGAAUGAACGACAACCAAAUAAUAAACCACUUCCCAAAUCAUUACGAAUUAUCAAGAAAAGAUUUACUUGUAAAAAAUAUUAAACGAUACAGAAAGGAAUUGGAAAGGGAAGGCAACCCUUUAGCGGAAAAAAUGGAAGUAGUUCUGAGUGCAGGUCAUGUUGUUAACAGAUACCUCCAUCUUGAUUUUAUUCCUGUUACCUUUGUACUUCCAGCGGACUAUAACAUGUUUGUGGAAGAGUAUCGGAAAUCCCCGCAGAGCACUUGGAUAAUGAAACCGUGUGGCAAAUCCCAAGGUACGGGUAUUUUUCUCAUAAAUAAACUAUCAAAGUUGAAAAAGUGGUCUCGUGAAGCGAAGGCACCUUUCCAUCCGCAAUUAAGUAAAGAAAGCUACGUAAUAUCACGAUAUAUUGAUAAUCCACUACUCAUUGGUGGCAAAAAGUUUGAUCUACGUUUGUAUGUGUUAGUAACUUCAUUUCGUCCUCUCAAAGCUUACUUAUUCCAAUUGGGUUUCUGCAGAUUUUGUACUGUUAAAUAUGACGCGAGUGUUACUGAGCUAGACAAUAUGUAUGUACAUUUAACGAAUGUUAGCGUACAAAAGCAUGGUGGUGAUUACAACAAUAUCCACGGCGGAAAAAUGAGUGUUCAAAAUUUACGACUAUACUUAGAAGGUACUAAAGGAAGAGCUGUUACUGAGAAAUUAUUUGCUGCUAUACAAUGGCUCAUUGUGCACUCUUUGAAAGCCGUUUCUUCAGUAAUGGCCAAUGAUAGACAUUGCUUUGAAUGUUACGGGUACGAUAUUAUUAUAGACAAUAAGCUGAAGCCGUGGUUAGUGGAAGUCAACGCUUCGCCAUCGCUCACUUCAACAACAGUUAACGACAGGAUUAUGAAAUACAAGCUUAUAGACAACAUAUUAUCAGUAGUACUGCCUCCAGAUGGAAUACCAGAUGUAAGGUGGGGUAAAGUACCGAGUCCUGAAGCUCUCGGAAAUUUCGAUUUGCUUAUUGAUGAAGAAUUAGUUGAAAAAGAAGAAUCGACCAAUUCAAACCGGACAGCUAGAAGCCAUAAAAGUAGAAGUUAACAACAUCAAUGUGAUACAUAAUAUCUAUUUCUAUAGUGGCUUUAGUGGUAUUAGUAUUCACCACCA